Molecule: messenger RNA, 2800 nt
Organism: Callorhinchus milii (elephant shark)
Lineage: Eukaryota; Metazoa; Chordata; Chondrichthyes; Chimaeriformes; Callorhinchidae
Product: butyrophilin subfamily 1 member A1-like
Molecular function (GO): protein binding
Source: RefSeq, a predicted model, not a curated record
AUGGAGGGCACAAGGGACAAGCAGGAGGCUGGACCCAGCCCGGUGGAGGUGAUGGGUUGUGGCAUUGCGAGAAAAGCAGUUGUGAUCUCAUUGUGCAGAUCCGAGAAGAUGAGCUGGAAACACGGUAUUCAGGUCCUAUGGCUUGUGCUUCCCCUCUCACUGACUGAGAGAUUCACAGUCAGUGGCCCGGCCCUCCCAGUCCCAGCCAUUGCUGGUUCGGAUGUUGUGCUGGACUGUAAGUGUUCCACAGACCUUCCCCUGGAGGGUGUGGAGGUGAGAUGGUUCAGGACAAGAUUUGACUCCCUUGUGCACUUAUACAGUGAGGGGCGCGAUCAGACAGGCGAGCAGGAAGAAGCCUACAAACACAGAACAGAACUUUUUAAAAAGGAAUUCAUUCAUGGCAAUGUAUCUCUCAAACUCAAAGAUGUAUGGGGCUCAGAUAAUGGCACCUACAGAUGUUUCAUUGACUACGCUGGAUGGUAUGAAGAGGCAGUGAUGGAGUUGAAAGUUAUAGGCCUUGGCAGUCAGCCUUGGAUUCACGUUGAUGGGCAGCACAGUGAUGGUGUGAGGCUGCUGUGUGAAUCCAGUGGAUGGUUCCCAGCACCAGAGGUUCUAUGGUUGGAUGAUCAGGGAAACAACUUAACAACGUUCAGUAACUGGACGGUCAGAGAGGAUUCUAAAGGUCUCUACAGUGUUAAAAGCCAAAUAGAAAUAAUCCAUUCAACGAACAAGAUCAGGUGUCUAAUUCACAAUGAAGAAAAUGAACAAGAAGGGAAACUGCAUAUAUCAGAUGAGUUCUUUCCCAAAGUGCCAGUGAAUUUGGUGGUUUCCUCAGUGCUUUUAGGACUUGUCACAGUGGCUCUGAGUUUUGUUUUGCCUUACAAUAUAAAGCAGCACAGAGAGAUUAAAGAUCUCCAGAAAAGACUGGGUAAGUCACUGGAUCCUGACACAGCCCAUCCUAAUCUCAUCCUGUCUGAGGACCUGACCAGUGUGAGACUUGGAGGCCAAAUGCAGCCACUCCCAGACACUCCAGAGAGGUUUGAUCGCUGGGUCUGUGUCCUGGGAUCUGAGGGAUUAACAUCAGGGAGACAUUACUGGGAAGUGCAGGUGGGCAACAAGACUGCGUGGAAUGUUGGAGUGGCCAGAGAGUCUGUCAACAGGAAAGGAGACAUCACAGCCACACCACAGACUGGAUACUGGACUGUGAUAUUGAGAAAUGGAAAUGAAUACUGGGCUGGUACCUCACCUUGGACCCGCCUGCCUCUAAAAGUGAAAGUCAGGAAGAUCGGAGUUUUCCUGGACUAUGAGGGGGGACAGGUGACAUUUUACAACGCUGAUAACAUGUCUCAUCUCCACACUUUCAGGAUGAGCUGGAAACACGGUAUUCAGGUCCUAUGGCUUGUGCUUCCCCUCUCACUGACUGAGAGAUUCACAGUCAGUGGCCCGGCCCUCCCUGUCCCAGCCAUUGCUGGUUCAGAUGUUGUCCUGGACUGUAAGUGUUCCACAGACCUGCCACGAGAGGGUGUGGAGGUGAGAUGGUUCAGGACAAGUUACGAUUCCCCUGUGCACUUAUACAAGGAGAGACGACAUCAACUGAGGAAACAGGAUGAAGCCUACAGACAUAGAACACAACUGUUUGUAAAGGAGUUUAUCAAUGGCAACGUGUCUCUCAGACUGGGAGAUGUGCGGGUGUCAGAUAACGGAGAGUACACAUGCUUUGUUGAGUACGCCGGAUCAUAUCAAGAUGUAUUGAUAAAGUUGAAUGUUAUAGGGCUUGGCAGUCAGCUUUGGAUUCACGUUGAUGAGCACAGUGAUGGUGUGAGGCUGCGGUGUGAAUCCAGUGGAUGGUUCCCAGCACCAGAGGUUCUAUGGUUUGAUGAUCAGGGAAACAACUUAACAACACUCAGUAAUUGGACUGUCAGAGAGGAUUCUAAAGGUCUCUACAGUGUUAAAAGCCAAAUAGAAAUAAUCUAUUCAACCAACAAGAUCAGGUGUCUGAUUCACAAUUCAGAAAAUGAACAAGAAGCAAAACUCCAAAUCUCAGACGAGUUCUUUCCCAAAGUGCCAGUGGGUUUGGUGGUUUCCUCACUGCUCUUAGGACUUGCCAUAAUGAUGCUGAGUGUUCUGGUCGGCUACAGUGUAAAACAGCAUCGAGAGAUCAAAGAUCUUGAGAAGAGAGUGGUGUUGAAAAGGAUUCGCAGGUGUGCAGUUACAGUCACUCUGGAUCCUGACACAGCCCAUCCCCUGCUCAUCCUGUCUGAGGACCGGACCAGUGUGAGACUCGGAGACAAACAGCAGUCGCUCCCUGACUCCCCGAAGAGGUUUAGUUUGUAUCCCAUUGUCCUGGGAUCUGAGGGCUUCACAUCAGGGAAACAUUACUGGGAGGUGCAGGUGGGCAACAAGUCAUGGUGGAUUAUGGGAUUGGCCACAGAGUCUGUCAACAAGAAUCAACGAAUCACUUGGUCAGCAGAGGGUGGGGUCUGGGUGAGGCUGAGGGGCAAGAGCUAUGAUGCUCUGUCUUCACCUCCCACCCGCCUGCCCCUGACAGUGAGACUCGGGAAGGUCGGAGUUUAUCUGGACUAUGAAGAGGGACAGAUAUCAUUUUAUAACGUUGACAACAUGUCUCAUCUCCACACUUUCACACAAACUUUCACUGAGAAACUUUAUCCUCUGUUCAAUCCCUGGUAUAAUUCUGAGCCUCUGACAAUCUGCCCAGUGACAGGUUAAUGUGGUCGAAAGAGCCUCUCAUCCACCCACACACUCGUAUCCUCCCAACACACACCCUCACAUCCCCCCACAC